Molecule: messenger RNA, 3778 nt
Organism: Daktulosphaira vitifoliae (grape phylloxera)
Lineage: Eukaryota; Metazoa; Arthropoda; Insecta; Hemiptera; Phylloxeridae
Gene: Hip1
Product: huntingtin-interacting protein 1
Exons: 19
Coding region: 194-3016 (940 amino acids)
Biological process (GO): endocytosis; clathrin coat assembly; actin filament organization
Cellular component (GO): clathrin-coated vesicle; actin cortical patch
Molecular function (GO): actin filament binding; clathrin light chain binding; clathrin-cargo adaptor activity
Source: RefSeq, a predicted model, not a curated record
UAUAGUUUUUACAGUUUAAUGAGAUAUUUAAAGUAGUUAAUUUAUCGUAAAUUUACAUUAUUGUUAUGAUGUCCAUGUAUACAUCUUCAAUUGCGGGGGCGUUUUCAGUAUCAAUGAAAUAUUCUACGAGUAAUGACUCAUGAAUGAUAGUAUCUAUAAAUUAAAUGAUAUUAGUAUUGUGCACCUAACAUGAAUGAAAUUUUUAGUUAAGUUUGAUACGAUCGCUUACCACUUUAUAAAAAUCAUGUCAUCAAUAUCGUUACCAAGAGUUUUACAAAAUAGAAAAACAAGCCUCGAUCAGGAAAGAGAACAAUUUGAAAAAAUUCAGGCAGCUAGUAUAAGUAAAGCAAUUAACACAGCAGAAAACCCUGUUAAAGAAAAACAUGCUCGAAAUGCUAUAAUAGGAACUUUUCAAGAAAAAAGUGGUGAAACGUUCUGGAGAUGUGUUACUAAAUUACCAUUACAAGAACACCGUAUUGUUGCUUGGAAAUUUUGCCAUGUAUUACAUAAAGUUUUACGUGAAGGUCAUCCAAAUGUAGUACUAUCAUCCCAAAAACAUAGAACAUUAUUGCAAGAUUUAGGAAAGCUAUGGGUUCAUUUGAAAGAUGGUUAUGGCAAGCUCAUUCAACAGUAUUGUGAACUUUUACUAACCAAAUUAGACUUCCAUCGACGUAAUCCUGGUUUUCCUGGAAAUCUCGUAAUUUCAGAAGAAGUCCUUAACCAAAUUGGCGACAAUGAUGUAAAUAAUUAUUUUCAAAUGUGUGUUGAAAUGUUUGAUUAUAUUGAUGAAAUUCUUAAUUUGCAAUCUGCAAUAUUUGGUUCACUGGAUAUGUCCCGAUCAAAUUCAAUGACUAGCCAUGGUCAAUGUCGUUUAGCACCACUUAUGCCUUGUAUUCUAGACUCUGCACAACUUUAUGAUCUUUGUGUGAAAAUAUUAUUUAGAAUGCAUGCCACCUUAUCACCAGAUUUGUUGUCGGGCCAUAGAAAACGGUUUUUAAGACAAUUUAAUAUAUUACGCCAGUUUUAUUUGGGUUCUUCUAAUCUUCAAUAUUUUAAAACACUGAUUCAAAUACCACUAUUGCCUGAGAAUCCUCCUAAUUUUUUAGUUCAAGCUGAAUUAUCAACAUAUGUUACACAAGCAGCUAUAGUGUUACCCGAUGAAGAUUUGCUAGAAAACAAUAGUAUGGUUGGUGAACUAGUUGAUUUAGGAUUAGGAAAUAGUGUUUCAAGUAGUGAUGCUAGCCAGAGAUCUCUGUCACCUGAUUUAUUAAUUCAGAGAGAUCAGAUAAUUCAGCAUUUACAUGGAGAGUUGAAUUCUCAUCAAAAUUUAAUUAUUCAAUUGAAACAACAAGUUUACACCUUAGAAAUGAAAUUAUCUAAAAAGGAUAGUGAAUUAACUCAAGAAAGAUUAAUUAAAGAUGAAUUAUUACAACAGACCAAUUCAAUAGCUAAUUUUGAAGAACUAGAUAAAAAAUAUAAACUUUUGGAAGAAAAAUUUAAUAAACUGAAAGAAGUUUAUACUAAACUAAGAGAAGAACAUAUAACAUUACUGAGACAGAAAGCUGUUGUUGAUAAAUCAUUGAAAGGAUCAGAGAAAAUUACUAAAUUUGCGCAAGCUGCCAAUACCCUGUUGUUGUCUAUUAAAUCAGAUGUUGAUAAACAACUGUCUAACCUGCGAACUGUAGAAUUUAACAUGACGCCACACAGAAUAAAAAUUGAAGAAGAAUUAGUUGCUUUACAAGCCACAGUUGAUUCUACUACUCGACAGAAUGAUGAAUUAGUUUUAAAAACUGAAAUGCUGUCAACAGAAUUAAACGAAUUAAAAAAAAAAUUAGAAAAUGUAGAGAUUAUGAAGUCAAAUCUAGAAUUAAAACUGGGCGAAUCAGAGGAUUUAAAAAUUUUGGAAAACACAAAAUGGUUUGAAUGUUGUCGAAAAAUAAUUGAACAUACAUUUGAUAUAUUAGAUGAUCCUUCAAUGUCUUCAUAUACUUGCUCUCCUGAGUGUUUGAUCUUAAUAAAAGAUAAACUUGUUGAAGCCAUUAAUAGAGGAAAAGACAAUGCUGCGGUAUUAGCUCACUAUAUUGCCAUGUAUGUUGUAUUUGGAAAAGCAGUAUCCAAUACGAAGUCUAAUCUAAAUGAUGCUCAAAGUUUGGCGGAUAGAUGCAAAGACGUUAGCAGAACAAGUGUUAAACUUUUAACUGCUUGGCAAACUGGUAGUAAAAUCGGAGAAUAUUGUGAAGAUUUAAAAAGUGCUGUGAAUGAUGUUGAAUCUAUGGCUCUUUCUACACAAGCGACCGAAUCAUUAGGAGAUUUAGUAGAAGAUGAAUUAUCAACCAUGGACAAAGCUAUCGAAGAAGCAGCAAAUCGCAUUCAGGAAAUGAUAACGGAAACAAGAGCUGCUCAUUCUGGAAUAAAACUCGAAGUCAACGAACAGAUAUUAGAUUCAUGCACAUCACUUAUGGCAGCAAUAAGAGUUUUGGUACACAAAUCGAAAAAACUUCAAUUCGAAAUUGUUGCCAAUCAAGGUAAUGAAGGAUCAGCAAAAGAGUUUUAUAAGCGUAAUCAUCAGUGGACAGAAGGACUCAUUUCUGCAGCUAAGUCAAUUGGCUUUGGUGCCAAAGGUCUCUUGGACGCGGCAAAUGAUGUUGUUAGUGCUGAUGGUAAUCUGUCGAGAUUAAUUGUAGCAUCCCAUAGUGUAGCAGCAGGAACUGCCCAACUAGUUGUUGCUAGUCGUGUUAAAGCGCCUCGAGGUAGUAGAAAUUUAGAUGAAUUAUCAAAAGCAUCUCGUGAUGUUACUAAUGCUACAGCAACAGUAGUAGCAACUGCGAAGUCGUGUACACAAUUGGUACAACAGCCAGAAGACCUAGACUUGGGUGUAUUAAAUGAGCAUCAAACAAAACGUUUGGAAAUUGAAUGUCAAGUUCGCGUUUUAGAAUUGGAGUCUUCUUUAGAGAAAGAACGUAUGAAAUUAGCUACACUACGAAAACUUCAUUAUCAAGAUGGCGAUCAAAGCUAACGAUUGGCUUGGUUUUUAUUUGCUCUAAACUGAAUUGAACAUUUUUUAAAUUGAAUCAAUUAUUAAUGUUGUUAUACGUGUUAUGACUAUUUUAUUAUUUUAUUAUUUUUAAUUUAGCUACAGUAUAUUACCGAAUUCAUAUUAUUGUAUACAUUACCUGCCCUAGAAUAAUUAAUAUUAUCAUCAAAUAAUAUCUAGAAUCUCUAAUAUUAUGCCUCACAAAAAAAAAAUUUUAAUUAAAUUUUUAUUUUUACAUAUGAACAAUAAAAUAUUUUAUUUUAUUAUUUUUUUAAGUUUAAUUUUUGUUGUCAAUUUUACAUCUAUUUGCUUUUACAUUGUUAAUAACUUUUUGUAAACAAUUUCAUCUUAACAAUUAUUUACACAACUGAAUAUUCCAUUUUACUAGAAUCGCAUUGAUGAUUACUCUCAUUCUUACCUUAGUAAUUUAUUGUAACAAAUUUUUUACACGUUUAUAACUAACUAAUAAUUUUUUUUGUUUUAACUAAUCUGAUAUUUUUAUACUUUUGUACUUCUCCUAUUACUUUAUACAUUAUAUUUACUUUAUUUGCAUGUGUUGAUACUAAUUAAUGUUUGAAGAUUAUUGUAAUUUCAGUUAGUCAUAUCACCCGUGAAACACAAAAAUGUACUUGUUCCUUUUUAUUAUAACCAUUGAAUUAAUUCAUUUUUGUAUAUGAUCGGAUCAGUUAUGUAAUCUCCGAUUUCGUAUAUUAAUAAAAUAUAUAUGAUAUGGUAUCUAUCUCA